UGAAACAGCUGAUUCUAAACUGAAGGACGAACAGUAAGAAAAGUCCUCGUCGAUUGCACAUUGCAUCCCAGUCGUCACUCGUCAUAAUAGUAAAAUAAAAUGUUCCCUGCUUACGCUUAUCUCUCAGGCUACGACAGACACAAGAAGCUCAUAAAUGAUUACCUUCUGCUCAGCGGUAAAUCCCUGGAUAGCCUCAGACGAGACACGUCCCGGGAUAAGACCGAUCAUGACGUCAUCCGAGAAAAUCACCGAUUCCUCUGGGAGGACGAGGAGGUGGCAGACACCUGGGAGAAUCGUCUUGCCAGAAAGUAUUAUGAUAAGUUGUUCAAGGAGUAUUGCAUCUGUGACUUGAGUUAUUACAAGCACAACAAGGUAGCUCUUCGAUGGAGAACCGAGAAAGAGGUAGUCGUGGGAAAGGGACAAUUUGAAUGUGGGAACAAGAAAUGUAAUGUUAAAGAUGGAUUGAGGUCCUGGGAAGUGAAUUUUGGAUACGAAGAGCACGGAGAAAAGAAAAAUGCACUAGUCAAAUUGAGAUUAUGUCCGGAAUGUUCGGAGAAGCUAAACUACAAAACCAAAAAACGAGAGGUAAAGCGUCAAAAGGCUCUGAAGAGAUUAGGAACCUCUCCAGAUAAAUCACAAAUCAGUUCAAGCUCAAAUGAAUCCCCUGGAACUGAAACUGCAAUUAAAGUCGUGGCUGAAAACGGUGAUAAACCCGAGGAUUCGCAGUCAUCUGAGACAGAUGACACCAAUAUAUGGAAGGGAAAACCUGUGGAAGGAGUUGAGAAAUCUCGAGAGGAAGAGUUUGAAGAGUACCUCGCCGAUCUUUUCCUAUAAACAAUUUAUUUCAUCAAAACAAAUAAGUAAUUCUUCCUCUCUUCUACAAACUUACAUUAUAUUCAAUAUAUUAAUUUAUUCAAAAUAAAAGGUAUUUUCUAUACAAGUCCUGGGGUAUUGUACAGUUUAAUACGAGAAUAAUGCACUUAAAAUCCAUCUUCACCAAGAAAUCAGUGACUAAUCGUUGAUCCAUUGAUUGGUCGGAUAUUCUUACUUUCCAAACGUAACGUUAACGUUGUGCAAUAAUUACGUGAAAAUUUCACUACAGAAUUUGUUAAACUCUACAAAAAGGAACUAAAAAAAUCUGUAGGUUCGAUAAUUCAUUCUGAAUUUCAAUAGAGUACUGAACUUUUCAUUAUUAAUUCAACAAUUUGUGCGAUAACUAAUUCAUCAUAACGCAAAAAAGAAAAUUUUCACUCAUCAAAUCUCAUUUACCCUCGAUAACUGCAAUGAGGAUAUCCAACGAAUAUUUGUAAUAUUUAAUUAUCGUAUCACCUACCUAAAGGCCUAAAUACAAUUUAAUCCGUUAGUAUUGUCGGCUUGAACGUGACAACGUGAGCAAUUGAGUCUACAACUGGAUGUAAAAACCGAAUAGAAUUUUGAUUAUUUAAUUAGGCACGUCAAACCCUUCAAUUUGCAAUUUUAUUCAUCAUCAGAAGAUGCUCUUUGUAUUAAAAGUUACGUCUAGUGGCUGAACUAG
Fopius arisanus is the source of this 1534-nucleotide messenger RNA. RefSeq names its product protein FRA10AC1 homolog. Lineage: Eukaryota; Metazoa; Arthropoda; Insecta; Hymenoptera; Braconidae. The transcript is spliced from 4 exons. Bases 100 to 834 code for a protein of 244 amino acids. The record is from RefSeq and is a predicted model, not a curated record.